This is a messenger RNA of Syngnathus typhle (broad-nosed pipefish), 9238 nucleotides long. RefSeq names its product cilia- and flagella-associated protein 47-like. Gene Ontology annotation, molecular function: protein binding. Lineage: Eukaryota; Metazoa; Chordata; Actinopteri; Syngnathiformes; Syngnathidae. The transcript is spliced from 65 exons. The record is from RefSeq and is a predicted model, not a curated record. The coding region runs from base 1 to 9000 and encodes 2999 amino acids.
AUGGCCAAGAAUUCCAUUCACGUUGAACCGCCGCUCGUCGAGUUCAAGGACGUGGAAGUGGGCAAGCUCUACACGACUGUCAUCACUGCCACUAAUGUUGGCAGAAUCACGAGGGAAAUAUUCUUUGAAAAUCCCAAGUUAAAGGUGUUUAAGUUCUCAGCACCCAGAGUUGCCAAGAAUAUACCGCCUGGUUUGUCUGUAAGCGGCACACUGGAGUUCAUCCCCGUGGAAGAGGAGAAGGUCACAGACUACAUUUAUGUUCAUAUAGAUGCAACGGAAGCCAUUGAAGUCCCACUGCAGAUUUCUCCUCGGGCUUGCUCCCUAUCCAUGGACUCGGAAUUGGACUUUGGCUUUCUUCCUGCCAGCAGACAGAUCUUCAGAAGAUACAUUCCUAUUACCAAUCAAGGAUCAGCAUCAGGUGUGUUCCAGGUGCUGCACAAUGGAGACUGUUUGGUCCGACUUUCUCCUUGCAGUGGAGUUGUAGCACCUGGCGCUACCAAGCGGUUGACAGUCGAACUGCAUGCCGAUAAACCAAGACAAGUUGAUGAAAAGGCCCUGGUCAGGCUUCAGAGUUUCUCCACUGUGAUUCUCAAGAUCAGAGCUCAAGUGGUUGAACAGCAUCUUGAGCUCUCGGACGUACAAGGGAACCCCUUGUCUCGUCUGUGUUUCGGACCAGUCUACUAUGGGACGUCCCGCGUGGAGCGUGUGGUCUUGACAAACAAUGGGCCUCAAGCAUGCGACUGGGUCAGCUUACUUAAGGGUUCUGCUGCUGGGACCGAAAGUGGAGCAAAUCUUGACAAGAGCACAGACUUCGCUUUGCUGCCCAAAAUGCAGCGGUGCAACCCAACCCCCCGCUGCCCAUGUCCGGUGGUGAAGUGUAUUCCCAAUCAAGGCAGACUGGGAGCAUAUAAGAAAACUACUGUAACAGUACGCUUCAGCCCUGUUUUCCAUAGAUUACAGGUGAAGCCUCAAGGCCAAGCCAGUCGGCAGGACUACUGUCUUUUUCUACACCUGGACUCAGUUAGAAGCCAACAUGGAUUUGCUCACCAAAAUGGUAAAACCACUAUCGAGUUGGCGGUUACGGGCACCGGAUUGCCUGUGGAUCUGCAUCCGAGUCCCUCCAAUAAAUUUGACUUUCCCACUUGCGAUGUGGGCCAGCGUGUGGAACACCUUUGCGUGCUGCAGAAUCUCUGUCUGCAUCUUCCCAUACACUUCCGCUUCCGAAAGUUGGCGCUAUUUGGCGCUCAGCCUUCCUGCGGCACUAUUGCCCCUGGACUGUGUCAGGAAAUAGUUUUGUUUUUCAAUGCGCGGCAGCAGGGGACAUUCCAAAAGUGCCAGAAACUUGAUGUUUUGGGUUACGUCGCGCGCCAGAAGGCUAAUGACCCCAGCGAGGAUGAUGCUAAACUAAGGCUUGGCAGCUUUUACACCAUUCCACUACACCUAUCAGCCAUCUGCAAAAUUGAGAAAACACAUCCUUCACCUAAAUUAAAUCCUGGUAUUACACCAGAGGUGAGCAAUCCCACAGGUUUACGUCCUCACGUCCCAUCCAGUGAAUUGGGCUGCUGCUAUGGAAUGGCGCGCGCUGCUGUGGUCAGCGCUCGUAAGACAAACUUCCACAUGCAGGACAGGAAGAAUGGUCGAAGGUUCGCUGACGAGGAGUUUCUGGCUUUGCCAAACGACCGAAUCAGUAGCGUCAGACCGGCCUCACCUUACACCCAAUAUAGGACUAUCUUCACCGGAGUACAGCGAUACACCUAUUUGGAUCCAGACUAUAGCUUCACUCGGGAGGAGAUGGAGAAAAAACGUCUGCAUAAACAAAGAUACACUGACUUCAUCGGGCAGCUCAGACAAACACGCCUGCAGAAGAUCAAGACAAAACUUGAAGAGCAAGCGGACAAGUUUGGGAUUAUACCUGCACAAGGGCUUGAGUCACCUAAACUUGUCCUGCACGACGUGAAGCCUAAUCAGAAGUCAAGUAGCAGGCUGAAGUAUUCUUCCUGUAGACAGCCCAAGAGCAAGACCCCCACGGCCAGACAGGUCAGCAGCAUGCUUCACAGACUAGUCAAUCCAAUACCAGCUACUCACCAGGAGAUGACAGACUGUGACAAGACUUUGACACCUCAGGAGCUUUACCAGGUUAUCAUAGGCCCAAAAUUCGUGGACUUCGGCGAAGUGUGUUUCCAUUCGGUGUGUGAGCAGAAAGUGGAGCUGAUCAAUCCCCUGUCAACGUUUGUGCUGGUUCAGUUUGAAGUGGACUGCUUUGAGCUGCAGGGCUCAUGUCCUCUGUCUCACGUGCUGCCACCGAUUUCCCACAACGCAGUCACCCUCACGUUUCAAAGCAGCAAGCUGGGUCAAUUCUACAGACCUGUGUCUUACACAGUGAAUCAGCAACAUCCUGGACAGAUUCUGGUCAAGGCUCAAGUCGUACGAAACUACUUGCAAUUGUCCACCCACCUGCUGACGCUUACUCCCAACGCAAACUGGCUUGCCUCAUCGGGCUACCGAAGCUCAGUUACUAUUCGAAACCCACGUAAUCAGCCUGCAGAAUUCACAUGGUGGCCCAUCGUUCCAGAGUGUGGCAUCCUGUUCUCUAUUCGACCAGCCACAGGUACAGUGGAGCCCUACAAAGAAAUGGAUUGUGAGGUGGUGUGGCAUGCCUCGUUCUCAUCACCUCUAGAAGGCGACUUUGACCUCUAUUGCACCGAUGGCAACGUACAACGGCUACACUGCAUUGCCAAGCUUGGCUCCACUUGCAUCCGACUAGCAGAGAACAGGUUGAUGUUUGAGUCUGUGCCUCUCAACAUGCCCUCAGUCAGAACGAUGAUCGUACACAAUAAUGGCCACAACCACGCCUAUUAUCGAGUGCUUGAUGUGUGCCCUCUGCCGUGCUUGGUGGUCAUCCCGUGCGAGGGAGUGGUGCCCAGCCGAGGGAAGGCUGUCUUAAAGAUCCACUUCCACCCUGACUCCGUCAUCAGAUUUGAAACCAGAGUUUCCAUAGCUGUGAAGAACACGAAGCCCAUUGAGGUGCGAGUCGGUGGGUCCGUGGAGCCUCCUAAUGUUGACAUCAGUGUGUCCCUCUUCCAUUUCUACGGUGUCCAUACUGGUUCUGAGAGAGCGGUACCUUUUGAAGUGAUCAAUCACUCAGCAGCUACAGCUCGGCUCACCUUCAACCUGUCACAAUAUCCAGACUUCUCUCUACAGGUUCCUCAGCCUGCUUCACAGAAUUAUUCAGUUGUGAGGGUACUGGAGGCACGGGGACGCCAGACAGUCAAGUGCUAUCUUGUCUUCUCCCCAACCCAGUCAGCUGACUAUGACUUUGAACUGCCGUUGAUGGUUAACGGAAUGAGAUGGCCUGUUCCUUCUCCACCACCUUCCCUGACGUCCGGCUCACCCCAUUUUUCAUCUAGCAGCAAGUGUGUUAUGAAAGUGAUUCCCUGGUCUAUCAACAUGGCAAUGCAACAACCACGCAUACAAGCCACAGGGGGCAUUCAUAUGCUGAAGACAGUGGAGCUCAAAGCAGCAUGCGAGCAGAGCGUCUAUUGGCGCAGUACCCGAAAGGAAAGCGUGCACUGGCGGUUCAGGCGUAGCGACACAACACCGCCAGAGGGUAGAGGAGAGGGCGAGCUACAUUUGUCUGUGUCUCCAUCAUCUGGUUGUCUGGGGCCUGGUCAGUCCAUCUGCUUGGCAAUCGGGAUCACGCCACAGGCGUUCAGAACAUGUGAGAAGGUGACCAGACUUUCCCUCUCACUUUACCUGGGAGAGAAAGAAGGGGGCAAGAUGGGGCAUCCAUUCAAAAAGCUUCCUAUCACUGUGAUCCACCAAGUUCCCAGUAUAACCAUCACCCCCCCUUAUUUGUUCCUGACCCCAGUACCCUUGGAAAGCAGCAUAUCAGCCAAACUUACCCUGGUUGCUUCAGAAUACAUCAGUGGAACCACUUUAACAGCUGAGAUAGAUGAGGUGGAUCUGGAGGACGGAACUAAGGUGCAGCCAUUCUGUAUCUCCUUCCCAGAAGGUAACAUCAUCCCCCUCCAAGACCAGGCAGCAAGUGUGAACUCACUGACCUGUCGAGUGUCUUUUUUUUCUGCGGUGACUCUGUCCAUUCGCACAAGCAUUACCUUCACUGACCACCUAAACAACAGAUUCAAGGUCAGGUUAUGUGCCACAAGUGACAAUUGUUUGUUGACUGUGUGGCCCCAAAUGGCUCUUCAACGCUCCAGGCAACAAAUAGUUCUCAGGGCUGACUCCUUUGAACAAAGCGACAGUGGGAGUCAGAGCAGCAGCCAAAGUUUACCGAACACAGAGACCCCGCAGUCUGACAUCGCUGUGCCACUGUUCCCUGCUGCAACAUCAACGGAGGGCCAAUAUUUCCAGCAUGUUUUACUCGCAUUGGAGAGGUGGUUUAGCUUCUUUGGCUGGGUGACUGGGCCACACCCCAUCACGAUACCAGUCACACUCAGAAGAAUUGUGUCAGAAGAUGAAGUCAAUAAUCCUGACGGCCAGACACAGGGAGUCAGCCAAAAAAAAGACCCCAGGUCUGCAGUGGAGAUGAUUCAUCAUCUGGCGGGCAGACAGAUUCCCAACAUUUCUCACUGUCAGACAUUUUCCACAGAUUUGCACCAGCGCACUCUGCAGCUGCUCCAACAACAUGAGGCCAUUUUUGCUUUUCUCAGAGUACAAGGAGCUUGUUUGAGUCACAUCCAAGCUGAAUACCUACUGGAUGUGCUGGAGUUCAAACACUGGUGCACCUUACAGACUGAGAAGAAACAGCCAGGUGUGGACUAUAACACUGUUGACUAUGAGUCUCUGAGCAAACGAUGCUGGACCGAUUUUCUCCUGCAAAUAUACAAGGUCUUGGUGUUGCGCCGCGUGUCAGAGUGCCGUCCCAACCUAACUAAUGAGCAAAAUCAGGAAGAUGAAGGCGGAAUCCUCAGCAUCCACUCACUGCCCAGUAACCUCUACUCUCGCCACGAGCUCCUGGUUCUCUCAUGGCUUAAUUCAAACUAUCGUCACAUGAGGGACAUAGUGUGGACUUCAGGUACUGUCCCGCCAGUACGCUGGAUUGUCAAUUUUGACUUGGACUUAAUGGACGGACUGGUACUUGCUGCGUUGCUGGCUGCCUAUUGCCCAUACCUGGUCUCCAGCCACUUUCAGAGGAUGUACAUCACAAAUCCCAGCAUGGGGCAGAUUCUGCAUAACAACAUCAUUAUUGUCCAGGCCUUAACCAUGCUUUCUCUCAACAUGGAUCUGCAGCCCACAGACUUGUCAGAUCCCAACCCGGUGCAAAUGCUGAUGCUGUGUGUUCAUUUGUAUGAGAGGCUGCCUCAGUACCAGCCUGUAAACACCAUUACUCUCUCUGGAAAACUGCACAGAACUUUGAGCAAGCAGGUGCAUUUGAAAAACCCAUCAACUUCACCGGUCAAAUACCGAACCAUCAUUCUCGGACAAGAUGCCAGCCUGUUCUCCCUGCCCGAUGGCUCUGCUGUCACCAUUCCUCCAAACGCCAGCACUGAUUUGACGGUGCAGUACUCCUGUUCAUUCCUGCAGCCUAAGGAAGCCGUCCUACUGCUCAUCUCUAGUUCAACAUCUGGUCUGCAUGGCGUCACUUUGACGUUCAAAAUCAACACGUGUGUUAGUCAGAUCACACCCACAGAAAGUGUCAAGUGCAAGACUCCUUGCUAUCUUCUAAAACUGAUUAAACUUCCAAUAAUAAACACAUUUAAUACGGAAACUCAAUUCAAGGUGAUGCUGAUAGAGUCGACAGUUAACCCGUUGGAAUCAGAAAAGGAAACCACAAGUCUCAUACAGCAGGCAUCCUUCAAAGUCAAGAAAGGGCUUGGAUGGCAGUUUACCGGUGCACAAUUGCGUGCGAGUGUGAUGCAUGUUUGUGUGUCUUCUGCAGACGGUGAUGGCAGCGAGUUCAUCAGCACAGUGAGCAGUGUUAGUCUGAAGUCCGGCCAGUCUGACAUACUCAACCUCCACUUCCUUCCCUUCUCUCCAGGAGCCAAGUAUUGCGUUGUGUUGCUUAUUUGUCCCCAGGUCGGUGAUAUGGUCUACCUGGUGAAGGCAACUGCAGACUUGCCUCUACCUUCCCCUCUCAGAGUUAGGCACAGUUCAAACAUAUUCACCAUCCCUGGGAACUUGGGCUCGAGUGGCUUUGUGUCAGCCCUGCGCCUGCGCUGCACCGUCGGAAAGACGUGCGAGGAGCACAUCCGCCUACCCCUGAUCAAUUCGUCCUGGGAAAACGCCCUAUCCAUGUGGGCGCAACACAGAAUGACUGCCAUUGAACUCCAGAGACGAAUGCUGACUUUCACUUUGCAUAGCAGCAGUGUGAGGGCAAGCAUGGCAGCAUGCAUGCUUUCUAAAAAGCAGAGCCAAAUGAAAGACGUUGAUUACAAAAACGGGGUAGUGUACAGCAUGGAGGCUUCAUUGCCUCGAUACUUUACUGUACCCAGCAGUGUUACGAUGCCCAUAAAGAAAGAGACCAACAUAUGGAGGAAUCCUACAGAUGACGAUUGUGUGGAGAUCCCCUUGCGGUUCAAGGCGGACACAGUAGGACAGUUCUCAUGUCAGAUCAUUCUGAAGUCCUGCUUUGACACCAGAGUCUACUUGAUGGAGGCGCUGGUCACCUCGCCGAGAGGAUCUGUUCAUUUGGACUUCAGUUCGCCUGCACAGCAUCCAGUCACACAAGAUAUCCCUCUGCAAAAUGAGACCCACCAAGAUUGGACCUUGAAGGCUGAGUUGUGUGGUGAAGGCUUCUUUGGCCCCAAGGUUUUGAUUGUACCAGCCGGAACAAGAGCUUGUUACCCUCUCACUUUUCAUCCAACGACACAAUGCGUUGUCAUGGGGAAGCUGUCUUUGCAUAACAGCCUCAACGGGGUGGAUCAUGUCUUCACUAUUCGAGGAGUGGGUGAGCGCCCCCUGCCUGUGGAGUACCUUGUACUACGAUGUCCUGUGGGCAAGACCACUCACAGACAGCUGAGUGUCCCCAACUACAGUCGGAACGCAGUCUUGCUUCAGGUGGUGACAGACCUAUCUAUUAUCAGUGGCAAUUCAUCCCUAAAAGUUCCACCUGGUCAAAGCACUCUGUACACCUUAGCUGUGUCGCCACGGAAACGAGGAGAGUUAUCAGGUUAUGUAUCAUUUGUUGAGAUUGAUCAGCCGGAUGUGGGAAAUGCUAACAAAGUGAAUACCGUUGGGCACUAUGAGGUGUUCUACACUCUUGAAAUAACUUGUGAACCAGAGGCACCAGUGAACACCUUUAAUGUUCAGUGCACUGUUCAAAGCUCCGUCGCCAUAGAGAUCCCUGUCAGUAACCCGGGAGAAGAGCUCCUCAUGCUCAACGUGGACCUGGGAGGAGAUGAUUUGUGUGGAGCGGACUGGGUUUUCAUCCCCCCACAAGAAACGCUGACCUACAAAGUCACAUUUUCUCCAGUAAAAGUUGGGAAGACCAGAGGCAGCGUGGUGUUCCAGUCUGAACCAGUCGGAGAGUUUUGGUAUCAGUUGGAGCUUUAUGCUAUUCCCUCUGCUGUUGUGACACUACCACAAGCUAGCUGUCCAUUGGGAAAGUGGACUCGCCAGUUCAUUGCGGUGGUCAACCCAACAGCAGAUACAAUCAAGGUGAACGUGACCAACACUAACCCUCGGAACUACACGCUGGAACUGGGCUCGGAGAGCACUCUUACUGUAGAGCCCCACUCUGCCAGCCAACUUGGGGUCCUCUUCACUCCAUCAUCUCUUGGAGAGUGUAACCACGGAGGAAAGAUCACUUUCACAUGCCCUCAGUUGCAGCAAUGGUGUGUGUUGUUGUUUGGCUGGGGUCUCGAACCCAGACGAGAGGAACCUCUGAGCAUCUCUUCUACAGUCGGCGCCAGCGAGUCUUUAACCGUUCGCUUCACAAAUCCCACCGAGCAUCCAGCCACAGUUGGAAUCACACUUACAGAUAAAGAUCCAAGUGCUGCCCCUGACUUUGUUCCUGUGACUCCUGACAAGAAUGUGUUCUCGCUAUCUCUGAGUCAAGUGGAAGGUAUACAGAUUAGUGAGGGGGGAGGUUUGGAUGUGCCGGUUGUGUUUGCACCCAAGUCUAUGGACCCGCAGCAGGCCUGGUUGUGCAUCUCUAUGACGCCCCUCAACAACGUUACGAGCGGAAAAAGGGCAAGGAGGAAGCUGUCGACCAUCUGUUGGAUCUACCCUCUCUGUGGGAUUCCCGUGAAAGCGCCUGUUGAUUACUCACCACUCUGCGUGCUCCAGUGUGAAGUGGGCUGCCAGCUGGAAAAGAGGCUUGAUGUCCAGCUCACUGGAUUAGUGUCAAAUGCUCCAAGUGGACAUGAAGUUUCCGAUGUGGUUGUGGAAGACUUCCAAUGUGAGGUGUGUUUUGAAAGUGAAACCGUGGACUGCCUGACCGCUUCUAUCGAAGCUGGGAAGAGGGACCCCGAGACCGGCGUUGUAACGCUCACCAUCAAUCUGCUCCACAGUCCGGUCGAGCAAUGCAGGUUCUCAGCUAUUCUAGUGGUGCGACAUGCGUCCGGACAAAUAUGGAAGUUUUCCCUCGAUGUCAUGGCCACAGAGCCCCAGGUUGAUGAUGUCAUGGACACAGAUGUAACGGAGUUUGGUCAAACAUCCGCGCUGGGCUUCUACUUGACCAGCACCACUCGGAGGCCGGAGCCCUUUACUGCAACGUUCCUGCAAGGCAGCAGCAGUGAGUUUGCUGUAACUCCAACCUCUGGAAUGUUGCCGCCUGUUGAUUCCAGCGGUGCCCUCAUCAAUGUGUUUUUCACCCCCGCCAUCAAAAAUAAGUGGCACAACGCAAGACUUACCAUCCAGGCAACGGACAUGCUGUGGAAGUAUGACAUCAGAGGUGUGACGCCUCCUCUGAUUGAAACGUCACCUAUCAACGCGGUUCCGGUGCCUAGACCCACCAGAGAACAGCAUCCCAACUUUGUAACAAGGAACCUUCGUAUUCCGGCCCUGGCAAAGUCAUCACCGCUGAAAUUUUGUAAAUAACUCUUCACCUUUUUUGUCAUUACAUGAGGUGUCAAACAUGAUUAAAUAGCACAGGUUUAGUUCAUGUUAACAAGUUUACACAGUUCUCUGAAUUUGCCUCAUCCCCAACAGAGGUACAAAUCAGCUUGAGGAGGAGAGUGGGCUUAAUUAGUACUUUUAUUUAUAGAAAUGAUAAGUGGCCAUUAGUUUAAAGUGUUUAAAUGUGCUACUUUUUCCAUUUUUGUGCUUAAAUAAUAAU